Messenger RNA from Mytilinidion resinicola, 1209 nucleotides. Its product is annotated as kinase-like protein. Gene Ontology annotation, cellular component: cytoplasm. Gene Ontology annotation, molecular function: ATP binding; protein serine/threonine kinase activity. NCBI's taxonomy places the organism in Eukaryota, Fungi, Ascomycota, Dothideomycetes, Mytilinidiales, Mytilinidiaceae. The transcript has a single exon. The record is from RefSeq and is a predicted model, not a curated record. Bases 1 to 1209 code for a protein of 402 amino acids. Gene Ontology annotation, biological process: protein phosphorylation.
AUGCGCUCCAUCAACUCGCACAAAACCAUCCAUCGCUACAACGCGCGCACCUGGAAGCAGACCAAAACCCUCGGCAAGGGCGGCGAAGGCACGGCCGACCUGCACACGUCGCGUUGGAACAAGGAGACGAAGCUCGUGAUCAAAGUGGUCAAGAUGCCCGACACGACCGGCAGCGACAACCGCCCAAUCGAGCUGAUCCGGCUGGCCUGCCUGCCGUCGACGUGCAACCGCAUCGUCGAACUGCUCGGCAGCGAGCUGCACACGCCAAGCCCGGGUCUGUGCAGCCUGUUCCUCGAGUACUGCCCGAUGGGCGACGUGCGGCACUGGCGGAUCACCGAGUACGAGAACAAGAACCGCAAGCCCGUGCCCGAGACGAUGAUCUGGCGCUUCUUCAUCCAGAUGAGCCAGGCGCUCGCCUUCCUGCACCAGGGCGUCGGCAUGGUGGACACGGAUGGGAACGCAUACGUGGGCUGGACGUCGCUGAUUCACCGCGACAUCAAGCCCUGCAACAUCCUCGUCAAGGCCAACAAGGGCUCCAUCUACCCCUCGUUCAAGCUCGCGGACUUCGGCAUCUCAAAGUUUCAUGACCCGAGCAAGACGGAGACAGAGGCGGGCACGUAUCUCUGGCAGCCGCCGGAGCUGCCGCGGGUUUCGACGCGCGAGGCGGAUGUCUGGAGUGUCGGGGCAUGCGUGCAUUACCUAGCGACGGGUAAGGCGCCCGUGGAGGAGCAGCAGGAGUUCAUCCACCGGAAGUGGGCCAGUUGGGGGCACAAGUAUCCGACGGGCGUGGACGCGAAGGAUAGGCACUAUUGGGACAAGCAGUGUCCGCGGCGGCCGACGCAUAUCAAUGUGUCGAAAGAGGCGCAGCUGGAGGCCGGCGUUGAAAAAGGUAAGCUGAGACAGCAGUAUAGCGAUGAGCUCGACAAGUGGAUGAUGAAGGCGUUGAAUAUGAAGGCGACUCAGCGGCCUUGGGCGGUGGAUCUCCUGAAGGGAGUAGAGAGAGACGGGAGGAGGUUGAUCAAGAAGAUGUCGAAGGCGAGCGGAUUGGUGGAUCUCGAGAUGAAGUGCGAGCCAGUGCCGAUGGAUGAUCCAGAUUCGGACUCAAAUGACGGGGGGUUCGUGGCGAUGAUGUUGGACGAGGAUGAACUGAAUUUCGACGAGCCAGACAUGGAUCCUUCCACGAACUAUCGCGGGAGGAAGCCUAGGUGA